Messenger RNA from Diatraea saccharalis (sugarcane borer), 662 nucleotides. NCBI's taxonomy places the organism in Eukaryota, Metazoa, Arthropoda, Insecta, Lepidoptera, Crambidae. The record is from the annotation of a GenBank genome assembly.
AGUACGAUGUGUUGACCCCCAACGAGAACCCGUUCUAUUUGCAAACAUCGGAAAGGUUGGUAACUCAGUCGAUUAAAAGAGGAUAUACUUGACGGACAUUUUUAAAAAGUUUACGAGGGCACUAUGAAGGCGAUAGUUGUUAUUUUGUUCGUGUUUUGUUAUGUACAAUGCCGUAAAACCUACCCGCCAAUUGAUAAAAAUGCCAAUCUUGCCUUCAUCAACAUGGAAGGUGGCGGGGGAGUGAAGCCAGGUAGCAGACCUGUCGCUCCAGCCCCACAAGCACCUGUAACACCAGCGAAAUCACCCACUACUGACAAUAAGCCAACUGUCGUCGUGCCAGUCCAAAAACCAGGAUCACCUCAAGUUGUUCUACCGCAAAAACCCACGUCACCUCAAGUGAUUUCUCCACCAAGUCCUGUGAAACCAACGUCUCCACCAGUAGCGAAGCCUGCCCAAACUCCUAACCAGAUAAAACCAGUGCCAGUCAACCCUGCUCCUGUUUCUAACCCUAUUACCACUCCUGGACCAGGAUCUGUGAAGCAACUCAUAAAUUUUUAUGAUAGCCAAGGAAAAGCAAGUCCGAUAAGGCCUUACUCUUACAGCCAAGCUGUUAAACAAGGGUAAACUCUGUAUAAUUCGUUUUAAUAUAAAGAUAUUCAUCC